AUGAGAAGUGACAAUGAGAGCUUCUUGGGGGAUACCCCAAACUAUUUCAUCCUUCUAGGUGUUUCUGACAGACGGUGGCUGGAGCUAACCCUAUUUGGGGUCCUCCUGGUGUCCUAUGUUCUGGCCAUGUUGGGGAACAUUUCCAUCUUCUUGGUAUCGAAGCUGGAUCCUCUGCUGCAGAGCCCUAUGUACAUCUUCCUGAGCCACCUCUCCUUCCUGGACCUCUGCUACACCACCACCACGGUCCCGCAGGUGCUGGUCAACACAGGCAGCUCCAGGAAGACAAUCAGCUACGGUGGCUGCACAGUGCAGUAUGCGGUUUUCCACUGGCUGGGCUGCACCGAGUGUAUCCUCUUGGCCGCCAUGGCCCUGGACCGUUACGUGGCCAUCUGUGAGCCCCUGCGGUAUGCUGUUAUCAUGCACCGCACCCUCUGCCAUCAGCUCGUGCUUGUGUCCUGGAUCAGCGGCUUUGGAAACUCCCUCGUUCAGGUCAUCCUGACUGUGCCGUUGCCAUUCUGUGGGAGGCAGGUGCUGAACAACUUCUUCUGUGAGGUGCCGGCCAUGAUCAAGCUGUCGUGUGCUGACACCAAUGUGAAUGACGUCACACUGUCUGUGUUGGUGGCCUUCUUUUUGCUGGUACCCCUUGGUCUCAUCCUCCUCUCCUAUGGCUUCAUUGCCUGUGCGGUGCUGAGGAUCCCAUCCUCCACUGGACGGCACAAAGCCUUCGGGACCUGCUCCUCUCAUCUGGUGGUGGUGUCCCUCUUCUACUUUCCUGCCAUGUAUAUGUACCUGCAGCCCCCUUCCAGCUACUCCCAAGAUGUGGCCAAGUUUAUCUCUCUGUUCUAUUCCAUCAUCACCCCCAUCCUCAAUCCCUUCAUCUACACCCUGAGGAAUAAGGAUAUGAAAGGAGCACUGAGAAGACUCCUGUCAAGGAUCUGGGGUCUUUACAGACAAAGAAGUUCUAGGAGACAGUUUCAAAAAUGUGGCAAAUAG
This is a messenger RNA of Manis javanica (Malayan pangolin), 993 nucleotides long. Its product is annotated as olfactory receptor 2B11-like. NCBI's taxonomy places the organism in Eukaryota, Metazoa, Chordata, Mammalia, Pholidota, Manidae. Gene Ontology annotation, molecular function: olfactory receptor activity; G protein-coupled receptor activity. Gene Ontology annotation, cellular component: membrane. The record is from RefSeq and is a predicted model, not a curated record. Gene Ontology annotation, biological process: G protein-coupled receptor signaling pathway.